This is a messenger RNA of Danio aesculapii, 2046 nucleotides long. It is a transcript of the gene coil, whose product is annotated as coilin p80. Bases 62 to 1645 code for a protein of 527 amino acids. Gene Ontology annotation, cellular component: Cajal body. The record is from RefSeq and is a predicted model, not a curated record. Gene Ontology annotation, biological process: spliceosomal snRNP assembly. Gene Ontology annotation, molecular function: U2 snRNA binding; U1 snRNA binding. The transcript is spliced from 7 exons. NCBI's taxonomy places the organism in Eukaryota, Metazoa, Chordata, Actinopteri, Cypriniformes, Danionidae.
CCCUCGUUUAAAACACUGAGCGCCUCCAUCAUCCGACUGUGCUGUAGUGUGGUGUUCAGGCAUGGCCACCUCCAGCCUCAAUACUGCCAGGGUUAGACUGUAUUUUGACUAUCCUCCUCCUGCAACACCUGAGUGUCGGAUGUGCUGGUUGCUGGUGGAUCUGAACAAAUGCCGAGUUGUCGCAGAUCUUUCCAGCAUCAUAAAGGAAAAGUUUGGCUACAGCCGCAAGACUAUUUUAGACUUGUUUAUUGAGGAAUGCUACCUGCCUUCUGCUGAGAGUAUUUAUAUAGUGCGUGAUAAUGACAGUGUAAGAGUGAAAGUGUCCAGUCCUGUUCAGGUUAACGGAACCGAGGCUGAAGCACAAAACUCCAAAAGCAAAAAAAGAGGAAGAGAGGAUGAGACUCAGACCUGUGAUGGCCUGAGUAAAAAACAGAAGCCAGAAGAUGCUCAAAUGAAUGGUUUAGCACCUGACGAGGAUGACAAAAAGAAGAAAAAGAAAAAGAAGAAGAAGAAAAAAGAGGUGAAAGAGUCCGUCACCAAACCUGCUACUCCUCAAAAGAGCACUGCAACACCUUCUUCUACCAAAAGUAAAAGCACUUCUGCUGUGGCAUCCAGUGACAAAUUGAACCAUACAAAGAAUCAUAAACCAGCAUCAAGCUCUUCAGACAGCAGUGAGGACGAGUCUCAGAAAAAGGCCCCUCCACCAAAACCCAAACCUAACAAGAAGCCUAUUGGACCUGCACAGAAAGAAAGCACAGAGUCAUCAUCUUCGGAUGAAACAGAGAAACCUAAAAGUAGCAUCCUGCUUCCUAUUACUUCUAAACCAUCCAGCGGCACUUCAAAACUUCAGACACCUCAGCGGAGAGAGAGCUCAUCAUCAUCAUCAUCACCAAUCAUCAAGAAAUCACAAGCAGCAGGUCAACUGUCCUCAACCACUCAAAAAUCACUUCAGCCGGUUUCAUCUUCUGUGCCUACAAAGCCUCAGGAUGAGGGAGAGAGCUCCGACUCUGAUGAGAGUGAAAUAGAGCUUGUGAUUAAAAAACCAAACCUGCAAGGACUGGGGCUGAGAAUUGCAGGGGUGAGCCCCGGGUUUGGUGAAUCAGUAGGCAGAGGCAGAGGGAACGCACAGGGGCAGGAGAGAGGCAGAGGGCGAGGGGUGAAUCGUGGCAGAGGAGGUUUCAGCAGAGCCAGGGGAACGCCGUGGAAACAAAACUUUCAUUACAGCUAUGAAAAUGAAGAGAGACAGAAACCGGACGACUCUCUGACCAAUGAAAGUUUUAUUUUACAGAAUCCACCUGAAUCAGCUCCCAAACGGGACUACACUACUUUACCUUUGCUGGCUGCUCCUCCUGCAGUGGGUCAAAAGAUUGCCUUCAAGCUUUUGGAGCUGACAGAGAACUACACUCCAGAGGUGUCUGAUUAUAAAGAAGGAAAGAUUCUAGCAUUCAAUCCUCAAACAAAAGUGACGGAGCUGGAACUGCUCUCUCGGCCUCAAGCUCCAGCUGAACCUGGAAAGUUUGACCUGGUCUACCAGAAUCCUGAUGGCUCAGAGAGAGUAGAGUAUGCUGUCACACAGGGUUCACAGCUGACUGAGCGCUGGGAUUCUCUCCUGGAGCCCCGACUCAUUGUGGAGAAUGCCGAAUGACGGUCAGAUAAAAACAUGCAGCCUGAGCCAGACCUGUACAGAUAACCUUUUUAUUUUUAAUGCUGUUUUGUCGAAAUGAUGUAAAAUGGUAUUAAUGUUUUAUUUUAUUCUCAAUGUCAGUUGAAUAAAUUUGUGCUUUUUUUUCGUUUUGUUUUUUAAAUGACUUAUUGACUGUUUAUGCAGGGAAUGCACAAUGUUUAUUGAGCUGCUGAGAUUUUAUUUGUAGGAACGAAUAGUUUAUUACAUUUUACACUUUGUGCUGAAAGCUUCUAUUGCUUUUUGCGCCGAUUUAUUUGUUAGAAGAAAUUAAUCUAAUCAAUACAUGUUCAGUUUAAUUGUUUACGUUGUUUUGCAUGUCUAACAGUCUUGACAAUUAAAGUUUUUAUAAUUUUCAUGAAUAA